AUGUUUAAAAAAUUUCUUUUUAUAUUAUUUUUAUUAUUUAAUGAAACAUUUUGUUUUAUAAAUAUAAGAAAAAUUAAUUUAAAAAUAUAUAAAGUUUAUAGAAAAUUACAAAUGACUAAUGUUGAAGUAUAUACUAGACCUCAAUCAUUAAAAUAUGAAACAUACGGUAGACCGAAAAAUGAUUUACUUUUAAGAGUUAUAGAAAAUAAAAAUGAAAAUAAAGUUUUAGGAAAAAUACCAAUUUGGAUAAUGCGCCAAGCUGGUAGAUACUUACCUGAGUAUUUAGAAUUUCGUAAAAAAUAUGAUUUUUUUGAAAUAUGUAAAAAUCCUGAAUUAUCAUCAGAAGUAACAAUAAUGCCAUUCAAGAGAUUUUCACUCGAUAUGCUUGUAAUAUUUUCAGAUAUUUUAAUAAUUUUUGAUGCAAUGGGGCUAGAGAUAAAAUUUAUAGAAAAAGUUGGUCCAAUUUUUAAUAAAGAAAUUACAAGCUUUGAGGAUUUUAAAAAAUUAAAUUUAAAUAUUCCAGAAGUUAUAAAUAAUUUAUUUUAUGUUUAUGAUUCAAUAAAUUUAACGAAAAAGAAAAUUAAUAAUGCAGUUCCCAUAUUAGGUUUUUCUGGUUCUCCAUUUACUUUAUUCAUGUAUUUAACAAAAAAUAAUAAAAAAACUUAUGAAGAUAGUUUAAGAUUCAUAUAUGAAAAACCUGAUGAUGCACAUAAAAUUCUAAAUAAAUUAAGUGAUAUAUGUGCAAGUCACUUAAUAAAUCAAAUAGACAGUGGGGCAAAUAUAAUUCAGAUUUUUGAUAGUAAUGCUGAAGUAGUAGAUAAAAAUAUUCUUAAAGAAUUUAGUAUAUAUUACUUACAAAAAAUUAUUAAUUUAAUUAAAAAGCAUAGACCUCAAUGUUAUAUUAUUUUAUUUAUAAAAGAUAAUUUUCAUGAGUGUAUUAAAGAUUUAAUGAUUGAUGUUUUAUCUAUUACUAAUAAACAGUUAGCUGAAAAAUCAUCUGAAUUUUACUAUAAGUUAUUUCAAAAUAAAAUUAUAUUACAAGGAGCAUUAGAUCCCCAUAUUUUACUUUUAGAUGAUAAUAAAUUAGUCAAAAAGUAUACAAACAAAAUGCUAGAUCAAAUACUUCAUAAAAAUAAAUAUAUAGCUAACUUGGGUCAUGGGAUAUUACCAAAUUCAAAAAUAGACAACGUACAUACCUUUAUUAAUACAAUAAAUGAAUGUGAAUUUUAUCAAAAUUAA
Plasmodium relictum is the source of this 1239-nucleotide messenger RNA. RefSeq names its product uroporphyrinogen III decarboxylase, putative (gene UROD). The record is from RefSeq and is a predicted model, not a curated record. The coding region runs from base 1 to 1239 and encodes 412 amino acids. Gene Ontology annotation, cellular component: cytosol. The transcript is spliced from 2 exons. Gene Ontology annotation, biological process: heme biosynthetic process. Gene Ontology annotation, molecular function: uroporphyrinogen decarboxylase activity. NCBI's taxonomy places the organism in Eukaryota, Apicomplexa, Aconoidasida, Haemosporida, Plasmodiidae.